CAGGUUUCGAAUAUAAAAUGGUUAAAGUUAGUGUAAGUGAGGGCGUGUUAGAAGGUACCCGUGAGAAAAACGAAUACGGCGGCACUUUUUAUAGUUUCAAGGGAAUUCCGUAUGCUGAGCCUCCACUAGGAGACUUGAGAUUUAAGGCGCCACAACCACCAAAACCAUGGACAGGCGUUCGAAGCGCGAAAGAUUUUGGUCCAAUCUGCUACCAAAUGAAUCCUAUAACAAAAACCCCCUGGGGAAGCGAAGACUGCCUGUAUCUCAACAUUUACACGCCAAAUAUUAAGCCGGAAAAGCCUCUGCCGGUCAUGUUCUAUAUCCAUGGAGGCAGUUUUGCCAUCGGAGGCAGUAACGAUGACAUGUACGGACCAGAAUUCCUCAUCAGACAUGAUGUUAUCUUAAUCACCAUAAACUACAGACUUGAAGUCUUAGGUUUCCUUAGUUUAGAUUCCGAAGACGCGCCUGGAAACGCUGGAAUGAAAGACCAAGUACAAGCCAUGAGAUGGGUUAAGAAAAACAUUGGCUUUUUUGGAGGUGAUCCAGAAAAUAUCACAAUUUUUGGUAACAGUGCUGGUGGCGUUUGUGUUUCUUUUCAUUUAAUGUCGCCAAUGACUAAAGGGCUAUUCCGCAGAGCGAUCAUGCAGAGUGGAGCGUGCACUUGCUUUUGGUCAAUGCCAUUUGAACCUCGGGAAGUGGUUUUAGCUUUAGCGAAACAGUUGGGUUGCCAUUCGUCUGACAACAAAGUAUUGUAUGAAUUCUUCAAAGCCCAACCAGUUGAUUCCCUGAUCAAUCUACAAAUACCAACAACGAUGGCGAUCAAAGCUAAGAAUUCUUCUGAAAUAUAUUUCGCAGUUGUAAGCGAGAAGAAUUUUGACAAUAUCGAAAGGUAUUGGAGUGGGAAUUCAUAUGAUGGUGUCCGAAGCGGGAUACAUGAGGGAGUUGAAGUAAUGAAUGGCUAUGUGGAGGAUGAAGGCAUAAUGACUGCUAUCAUGACCUGUAGAAACGACUUUACCGUAUUAAUGCCAAGAUUCAACCAAUUUCUAGAAGAAUACGUCCCUAGACCAAUAACCUGGCACUGUACACUUGUAGACCAAUUUGAAGUUGGACGGGAAAUCAAACAGUUUUAUUUCCAGGACAAGAAAAUGACUUUUGAAGUUAUAAAUGACCUGGUAAGAAUGUUUUCCAUGGCAGCGAUGGUCUACGACAUUAUUCAAUGGCAGAAAAUUACCGCUGGCUCCAGUUCGAACAAGUUAUACUUUUACCGGUUUACUUGCAAGUCGGAGCGGAAUAUUAUGGCGAACAUGUUUGGGUAUUGGAAGGUAGUGGGGGAUAAGAAGACUACGUGUCACGUGGAUGACCUGGCCUACCUGUUCCCUUGUAAGGGCCGGAUAAAGAGAACGGAGCCAGACUCGAAGACGUUCCAAAUGAUUAAUAAUGUUACUAAAUUGUGGACUAACUUUGCUAAAUUUGGAAACCCAACCCCGGAUGACAGCCUAGGAGUGCAGUGGACACCAUUCACUUUGGAAAAGCAAAACUACUUAGACAUUGGCGAACAAUUGAAGCUCUGCGCCAAUCCUGAAGACGACCAACUUAAAUUCUGGGAGGACAUUUACAAGCGCUAUUUACCCCAUCGAUCGCAUAUAUAAAUAAAUAAUUUAUUGAUACG
Molecule: messenger RNA, 1669 nt
Organism: Cydia fagiglandana
Lineage: Eukaryota; Metazoa; Arthropoda; Insecta; Lepidoptera; Tortricidae
Product: juvenile hormone esterase-like
Exons: 3
Coding region: 18-1649 (543 amino acids)
Source: RefSeq, a predicted model, not a curated record